Linum tenue is the source of this 1577-nucleotide messenger RNA. Lineage: Eukaryota; Viridiplantae; Streptophyta; Magnoliopsida; Malpighiales; Linaceae. The record is from the annotation of a GenBank genome assembly.
GAAAGGAAACACGAGAAGAAAACAGAAAAUUCGUCACCUCGAUUGGAGAACCAAUUAACGAGAUCCAGAAACAGAUAAGCAUCGCGUCGAAUCCGAUCAAAUCAUUCGCCGACUUUAGGGUUUCGCAGAAGGGCGAAGGAAGGAGUAAAUAUGGCGCUGAAGUUCUUGAACAAGAAGGGAUGGCAUACCGGCAGCUUAAGGAACAUAGAGAACGUCUGGAAAGCAGAGCAGAAACACGAUGCCGAGCAGAAGAAGUUGGAGGAGCUCAAGAAGCAGAUUCAGGAGGAGCGCGAGCGCUCCGAGUUUCGCCAGCUCCAGGAGGAAGCUGGUCUCGUUCCGAGGCAAGAGCGAUUGGAAUUCCUGUACGAUUCAGGACUGUCCGUGGGGAAAGUAAGCGCCAGUUCUUCUUCUGGCGCCGGAGUAGCAUUCAAGGAACUCGAAGAAGCUCUUCCUGGCGGCAGCAAGACUUCGGAGGGAGUUGUUCCUCCUUCGUCUUCUUCAGCUGCUGCUGCACCAGGAGCUUUGUUUGAGGACAAGCCUCAUUCCGCCAAUGACGCCUGGAGAAAACUUCAUUCUGAUCCGUUGCUUAUGAUUCGCCAGCGUGAGCAAGAAGCUAUCGCCCGCAUCAAGAACAACCCUGUCCAAAUGGCUCUCAUUCGCAAAUCGGUUCAAGCAGAUGGAGAGAACGAGAAGUGUCGUGACAAAAAGGAACUCGGGAAGAAACACCGUCAUGGUGAUGGAAAGCACAGCAGACGUUCAUCAUCUAAGCAAAAACCGGAUUCAGAAGAUGAAGAUGAUGAGACAGACCGAGUUAGGAAGAGGAAUUCUAAUAAACACAAGAGCUCAAAGAAACACGAGGAUCCGGCCUUAGACGGUGAAUCUAAUGGAAGAGAAAGCUGGAGAAGUAGGAAUGAUAGCUCUAGGGGUCUGAGAGACAGGAAUCAUUCUACUCCUGGUCGGUUCUCUGACAGAAACCAGCGUGAAGAACAAGACUACGAGCUGCCAAAGAGUGAUAAUAAGAGGUAUUCUGAUGACCGGCCUGUUCAAAGAGAAAGAGUUGACCAUGAUUCUUAUCGGAACAAGUGGAGGAACCGAGCUCCGAAGCUGUCAGAAGAAGAAAGAGCAGCGAAGCUACGGGAGAUGCAGAUGGACGCUGAGAUCCACGAAGCACGGAGGUGGAAGCGUCUGAAGAAAGCCGAGGAGGAGGACGUAAAGGAAGACACUCGGGCCAAGCAAUCUCACAGCGUGAAGAACUUCUUGGAUGUCGCGCAGAAGAGUGUUUAUGGUGCGGAGAAGGGUGGAAGCACUACCAUUGAAGAGAGUGUACGCCGCCGAGCUUAUUACUCGCAGGGAAGGUCGGAGGCAAGCAGCGGAAAUGCGUUUCGGCGAUGAUCCAUGGAUGAUAAUUCUUCCCGGUCUUUACUCCCUCUGUUCUAUCAUCGUUUAACAGGUGUGCUUUGUCAAAUCUUGUUUGAAGUUGAACCAUGUCAGAGUUGUGUAAUUGAUAGAAUUGUAUUUCCAACAACUUCUCUAUGUGUAAUUGAUAGAAUUGUAUUUCCUCCAACCUCCUGAUGGCC